AUGGAGGCUCCGAGGGGGGUGGAGCUGAGCGCAGCACAGGGGCUUCUGCAGAUCAGCGGCAGAAAAGACCUGAAGCUGGAGUCCACAGAAGGAGAGAUUCUUUUGGAUGCCAGCACUAUCCAGCUGGGCAAUCUUCCUCUGGGCACUUUCUCCAAAUCCUCCAGCCGAGCCUCCCACGAACAGUCUGUGUACGAGGUGUGCGUUUGCCCCAGUGGGAAGGUCUACCUGUCCCCGGCCCACAGUAGCUCCACCUGCCAGGCCAUGAACAACAUCUGCCUCUGGAGCUGA
This is a messenger RNA of Knipowitschia caucasica, 288 nucleotides long. The record is from the annotation of a GenBank genome assembly. Lineage: Eukaryota; Metazoa; Chordata; Actinopteri; Gobiiformes; Gobiidae.